Messenger RNA from Hipposideros armiger (great roundleaf bat), 1470 nucleotides. RefSeq names its product dual specificity phosphatase 9 (gene DUSP9). Gene Ontology annotation, molecular function: protein tyrosine/threonine phosphatase activity; MAP kinase tyrosine/serine/threonine phosphatase activity; MAP kinase tyrosine phosphatase activity. The transcript is spliced from 3 exons. Gene Ontology annotation, cellular component: cytoplasm; cytosol. The record is from RefSeq and is a predicted model, not a curated record. The coding region runs from base 291 to 1439 and encodes 382 amino acids. Gene Ontology annotation, biological process: negative regulation of MAPK cascade; peptidyl-tyrosine dephosphorylation. NCBI's taxonomy places the organism in Eukaryota, Metazoa, Chordata, Mammalia, Chiroptera, Hipposideridae.
ACCGGGGCGGGGAGCAGUGGCUGCGCUCCCGGGUGGCUGCCUCGGAUGUUUUUCUUGGGGCACCUUCUGCGUGUCCUCGCUGUGGGAGGGGUGCGAGACGAGCGAGAAUCGGCUGGAAGGGUGUCCUUGCGGGACUCUGGGCGCCUGCCUUCAGGACACGGGUUGGCUUCACAUCUUGACCCCUGGGUCCGCGCCCCGUGGCAGCUGGGGUCGGAGAAAGUGAGCUCACGCCGCGCGCCUUCCUUCUCUCUGCAGCACCAGCGGCCCGACGUGCCAGGAGCCGCGAGCCUAUGGAGGGUCUGGGCCGCUCGUGCCUAUGGCUGCGCCGGGAGCUGUCAGCCCCGCGGCCGCAGCUGCUGCUGCUGGACUGCCGCAGCCGCGAGCUGUACGAGUCGGCGCGCAUUGGCGGGGCGCUGAGCGUGGCACUGCCCGCGCUGCUGCUGCGCCGCCUGCGGCGGGGGAGCCUGUCGGUGCGCGCGCUUCUACCCGGACCGCCGCUGCAGCCGCCUCCGCCCGCCCCGGUGCUCCUGUAUGACCAGGGCGGGGGCCGGCACCGGCGCGGGGAGGCCGAGGCCGAGGCCGAGGAGUGGGAGGCUGAGUCGGUGCUGGGCACCCUGCUCCAGAAGCUUCGGGAGGAAGGCUACCUGGCCUACUACCUGCAGGGUGGCUUCAGCAGAUUCCAGGCCGAGUGCCCUCACCUGUGUGAGACCAGCCUCAAUAGCCGUGGUGGACCAAGCACAGCCAUGGUGCCCAGCCCAGUGGUGGGGCUGGGCAGCCUGUGCCUGGGAUCUGACUUCUCCGACGCUGAAUCCGAGCCCGACCGCGACUCCAUGAGCUGUGGCCUGGAUUCGGAGGGUGCCACACCCCCCCCAUCGGGGCUACUGCCCUCCUUCCCAGUCCAGAUCCUGCCCAACCUCUACCUGGGCAGUGCCCGGGAUUCGGCCAAUGUGGAGAGCUUGGCCAAGCUGGGCAUCCGCUACAUCCUCAAUGUCACCCCCAACCUCCCUAACCUCUUUGAGAAGAAUGGCGAUUUUCACUACAAGCAGAUCCCCAUCUCAGACCACUGGAGCCAGAACUUGUCCCAGUUCUUUCCAGAGGCCAUUGCAUUUAUUGACGAGGCCUUGUCCCAGAACUGCGGGGUGCUUGUCCACUGCCUGGCGGGCGUCAGCCGCUCUGUCACCGUCACCGUGGCCUACCUCAUGCAGAAGCUCCACCUCUCACUCAAUGAUGCCUACGACCUGGUCAAGCGGAAGAAGUCCAACAUCUCGCCCAACUUCAACUUCAUGGGGCAGCUGCUGGACUUCGAGCGCAGCCUGCGGCUGGAGGAGAGGCGUGCCCGGGAGCGGAGCAGCGGGGGGCAGGAGUCCACCACCUCUGACCCGCCCUCCUUCUUCACCACCCCCACCAGUGAUGGUGUCUUCGAGCUGGACCCCACAUAGGGCCCUGCCCCACCCCCCAAUGGGUGCUCCC